AUGAAUUAUGUCAUUAUAGGAGAUGAAUUGUUCAGAAGAACCCAAGAUGGGUUGACAUUGUUAUAUAUUGGAGGGUUAAAACAGAUGCAAGUCGUGGAAAAAGUCCAUGAGGGCAUUUGUGGUGCUCACCAAGCAGGGAUAGUACUCAAUGGUGAUGAAGUAAUGGAAUUUGCCAAAGAGUAUGGCAUUCAAAUGUUGAACUCAUCUCCAUAUUAUGCCCAAGCAAAUGGGCAAGCAAAGUCAUCAAACAAAACAAUCAAAGUGACACUAAGUAAAGUGAUAGAAGACAAUCCAAGGGAUUGGCAUGAGUUAUUAUCUGAGGUUUUGUGGGCCUACAGAAAUUCAAAGAGGGAUAGCAUUCAAGGAUCUCCUUAUGAGUUAGUUUAUGGUUAUGUUGCAAUUCUACCUUUAGAGGUGACAGUAAAGUCUAGUAGGAUGGCUAAGCAUUAUGAUAUUCCUAUCGAUGAGUAUGUAGAAGCCAUGUUUAUGGAGUUGCAAGAUGUAGAAUGCAAAAGGAUUGAUGCCUUUGAUCGUAUGAUGGCUUAG
Molecule: messenger RNA, 546 nt
Organism: Camellia sinensis
Lineage: Eukaryota; Viridiplantae; Streptophyta; Magnoliopsida; Ericales; Theaceae
Biological process (GO): DNA integration
Molecular function (GO): nucleic acid binding
Source: RefSeq, a predicted model, not a curated record